Messenger RNA from Thlaspi arvense, 942 nucleotides. The record is from the annotation of a GenBank genome assembly. NCBI's taxonomy places the organism in Eukaryota, Viridiplantae, Streptophyta, Magnoliopsida, Brassicales, Brassicaceae.
AUGUCAAAACGACGCCGUUCGUAUACAGCGAGGAAAGGGCAGAGAAAGAAAGAGAGAGAGACAGUGUUAAUUUGUUAUCAUCCAACCAUGGCAUCAUCAUCCAUUAUCAUCCCUCCGAUUCUCUCCGCCGGCAUCAUCACCCGCCGUAACCUCCUCCUCUCCACCACAAUCGCUACCGUUUCUCCGUCGCCUCAACCCACUCCUUCCCCUGACUUAACGAUCACCGAUCGCGUCUUCCUCGAUUUCUCCCUCUGUCCCACCUACUUCCGCUCCGAUCCCUCCGCCACAUUCGCCUCCACCACACCUUGCUCCGAUUCCACUCCUCUAGGCCGCGUCGUUCUCGGGUUAUAUGGCCGUCACGUCCCUCUCACUGUCUCCACUUUCAAACUCAUGUGUACUUCCUCUUCUACAUCUUACAAAAACACUCCCAUCCACAAAAUCUUCCCCGGCCAGUUUUUCCUCGCCGGAAGACAAGGAUUACGGCGAUACACGGCGGAGGUUGGUCCUCCCCUCAAGCAAUUGCCUCGAAACACAGACGUUGUGAAUUCUAAGUCAUUCCUCCUCCCACACGCUCGUCCUGGUCUCGUCUCUCUCUGCUUAUCCGAAAACGACGACGACGACGAGGCCGUACUCGACCCUAACUACAGAAACGUGGAAUUUUUAAUCACUACAGGACCUGGUCCUUGUCCGCAGCUAGACGGCGGCAACAUCGUCUUUGGAACUGUGCUUGAAGGGUUAGAUGUGGUGACGAGUAUAGCUACGGUUCCGACGUUUAAGCCGUCGGAGAACAUUAGACAGUUUAAUGAUUUUGCUGAGCUUCUGGGAGAUGAAAGAGCUCAAAACGCACGAUCCUUGUGGAACAGACCUCUCAAGACGGUUUUCAUUAGUGACUGUGGUGAGCUUAAGGUUACAAAACCUUCACUCUCUCCAACUCUGCCUUAA